Molecule: messenger RNA, 1977 nt
Organism: Phytophthora nicotianae INRA-310
Lineage: Eukaryota; Oomycota; Peronosporomycetes; Peronosporales; Peronosporaceae
Exons: 1
Coding region: 1-1857 (618 amino acids)
Source: RefSeq, a predicted model, not a curated record
AUGACAGAGAACAUCCCGCCAUUCCCACAGAUCGAACUCACGCCGGAGGAACAGGCUCGUUACGACCGCAACGUGACCUCGUUCCUUUGCGAUGCAGUAGCUGAGUAUUCCUCACAGAGUGGCCACACCAAUGAGGACGCAUGGAUUCACGUCCGCCGUCGCAAGCAGCUUAGUAUUUACAAGAGCGUGUAUGGCACGCGCGACCCACAGGUGACGCUCUUCAAAGGCACAGGACUCAUUCACGGGCCCGUACAGGACGUCAUGGACGGACUCUACUGCGAUACAACGGACGACCUCCGUGCGUGCAAGACUCUUCUAAAGUACAAGUUGGUAGACGGCAGUAUUAUGAACGUGACGGAGCGACGAAGCACCGACGCGCCGUAUCGGUUCGCUGGUAUCAAAUGGUUUGCCGCUAAGGCAGCAUGGGGACUGUCAAAGCACCGCGACGUGCUUGCUUAUGAACGCAUGGGUACUACCACAGACGCCAAUGGCAACGAGCUGGCCUACCACGUUCUACACUCGAUCGACCACCCCGAUUGGCCCAUCGACGCUAUCAAGGGCAUCAAGCGCGAGCACCAGGUGACCUGUUUCCUGUACCGUAACCACGACGACACCCACGUCGAGUGUUUCAUUUGGUCCACAGUGUACAACCUCGACUCCGUCGCACAGCGUCUCGCUGAAUACGUCGUCGCUGGAACGCUCUUGAACGUCACCGACUGCGUUAAGAGCGCGCGUGCCAAGAAAUACUCGAUGCUCAUGAAGCACGCCCAACACAACAAGUGGCCGGCAAGUUCGUUGUGCCACAUUUGCUACGGCCGCUCCUUCAUCUCGACCAACCGCCCGUGUGCAGGCUGCUUCCAGAGCGUCUGCAAGUCGUGCUCGGACUACCGCUUCAUCUUCCACAUCGACGCAAAGACUGGUCGACCGCAUCAGCAGCGAUUCUGUAAGCUUUGUAUCAACAACACGGUGAUCAUCGACUCGCUGAACUUUGAGGCGUCGAUCAAGAAGGCUAUCAACGAGAGAGGCGAGACGGACACGGAAGUGGAACGGGUGGCUCUUCGUGGCCCGCGCACCGUGUCGAACCGCCAGAACGCGCUGAAAUCUCCGGCAAAGGCCUCGCAGUCCGUGGCCGACACGAGCUUGAGAUCCAAUUAUCUCGACUGGGCCAGUGACUGGAGCAGUCAAGACGACGACGAUGAUGAAUAUCUUCGCGAACGUGCUGCUACACGCGACCGUGCUAAGAGCAAGAGCAACCGCAGUGACAACGUAUCACUGUCCGAUCUGGACGCGGAGGACAAGUUCUCUCCCUAUCCGGCCACGCCUCAGUCGCACAAGAAGCAGACGGAGGGACGCAACAAACGCGUACAGGAGAACCGUGUACACCAGAAACGCCGGGCGUCCGCGUUCCAGCAGCCUAAGGAGCGUUACCAGUCUCCCCUGGACCAGUACGCAGCUCCACGGAAGCAGAACCACGAGCCUCGCUACACGAACGUGCAGGGAUAUCCGGCUCCGCUGCCUCCUUUCCGAUCGCCGUACCAGUCGUCGGAGCCCAAGACGCCGAGCUCUACUCGCAGCUUCACAGUCAUGUCGAGUGAUAGCGAUGACGGUGCUGAAGUUGCUGCCCUCCCGCUGGGCGAGUCUGGCCUGGGUCUGAGCCAAUUCGACCUUGGCGUGGUGGAGGCUGCACCCGUGGCCGAGUUCGACAAUCUCGACCUCAGUAUGUACUCGGACGACGGCGGCCGUCCUCAAAGCCGACGAGCCCCGCGUUACGGACGCACCAGCCACGCAGACAAGGACGGAUUCCUUUCGGAUCUGUACUCGUUGUCGCGCUCGAGAAUUCACGGCGAGCACUAUUAAGCCAUGCAGACAGUUUAACUUAGCAAGGAAGUACGAUAUGCCCAAGGAAUCAUUUAAGCACACCUCUCGAAGGAAGGAGCCGUGCAGUCAACAUGAAAACACUAAGAUCGAAAUCGAGUU